Zophobas morio is the source of this 1955-nucleotide messenger RNA. Its product is annotated as cytochrome P450 4C1-like. Bases 27 to 1526 code for a protein of 499 amino acids. Gene Ontology annotation, molecular function: iron ion binding; oxidoreductase activity, acting on paired donors, with incorporation or reduction of molecular oxygen; heme binding. The record is from RefSeq and is a predicted model, not a curated record. Lineage: Eukaryota; Metazoa; Arthropoda; Insecta; Coleoptera; Tenebrionidae. The transcript is spliced from 10 exons.
ACCAUCAGUGUAAAACAGUCAUUAUCAUGGAAACGUUUGUGUCCUUAUUUUACAGUAGUAAAAAAUUGUUUUCUUCGACACUUGUAUUAUUUUUAACAGUAGUUUUAAUUUACAACUGGAAGAGAAGAUGGCUUUAUUAUUAUUCUUCGAAAAUACCAGGACCAUUCGCACUACCUUUAUUGGGAAGUUUUCACUUAAUUUCAGAAGGACCUCACGGAGUUCAUAAAUUUUUAAAAAAUCUUUUCACCGAUUACCCUUCUAUUUUGAAAGUGUGGUUGGGGCCGGAGCUGUAUGUAAGCACAACAGAACCGGAAUAUUUAAAAUUGUUGUUGACACGUUUCUUGGACAAAGGCAACUUUUACCAUUUAAUGACCGGUUAUUUCCAAAGAGCAUUAGCAGCGGCUCCUGUUAAACUGUGGAAAAAAAAUCGAAAAAAUAUUAAUCCUACGUUUAAUAUUACGCUUAUCAACAGUUUCGUUGACAUUUUCUCUAAACACGCUAAAGUGUUUACAGAAAAAUUUAAAGACGGUUGUGGAAAAGAAACUGAUGAUAUUUACCCAUCUGUUUGGGAAUGUACGCUUGACGCCGGCUGUGAAACAUUAGCGGAUGUAAGUCCGUCUAUAAUCAAGACGCAACAAUAUUUAUCAGGAGUUUUCAGAAUUGAAGAAAUACUCAUGAAACGUUUUUUCCAUCCACUUCUACAUUUUGAUAUUUUCUGGAACUUGUCUCCCUUAAAGAAAGAAUUAAACAAACUUUGGAAACAAAACUGCUCUUGCAUGCAAAAGAUGAUUGAUUUAAUGGAAGUGCCUAAAACUACCCAAGAUAACGAUGAUGGAGACGUAUCAACAAAGAAACGUUUCUUGACUCAUUUGAUAGACUUAAAUCACAAAAAAGGAAUACCGCACGACUACGUGCUUGAAGAAAGCCAGAUUAUGUUCUUCGUUGGAACAGAAACAUCCGCCGUUGUUCUCAGUUCUACUUUAUUAGUACUCGGAAUGUAUCCAGACGUGCAGAAAAAAAUCGAGGAAGAACUGAUUUCCAUAUUUGGUGAUAGUGACAGAGAUCCUUCUUUAGAAGACGUGAAUCAAAUGCAGUAUUUGGAAAGAGUCAUCAAAGAAACGAUGAGAUUACUCCCACCCAUACCUUUCGUUAUGAGAUCUGUAGAUGAAAAUGUUCACUUAGGUCCAUACGUUUUUCCCAAAGAUGCUAGAGUUAUCAUUCCUAUCGCUAUGGUACACCGACGACCAGAAUUUUGGCCUGAUCCGGAAAAAUUUGAUCCUGAUAGGUUUUUGCCAGAAGAGGCCGAAAAACGGCCGGCUUGCUCGUAUAUUCCAUUUAGUUAUGGUGUUAGAAAUUGUAUAGGUUAUAGAUAUGCGUUUCUAUCAAUGAAAAUAAUACUGUCUACGUUUUUGAGGUCCUACAGGGUAAAGUCAUCGAAUUACAAAGCCAUAGAAGAUAUAGAUCUAUUCAUACACGUUGUAGGAAAAGCUAAGAAUGGUUAUAAAAUAACAGUAGAAAAAAAGUAGUUACAACAUACGGGAUUUAAAUGAUUUUAUUUAAGUGUUUUACAGAUAUCAAGCUAUAACACGUUAAUAUUUUCCAUUAGAGUGGGCUUUAUAAACGUCGUAUUUUAACUUGUGUGUCCAGUCAGUUUGUUUUUUCAGUUGUAAGAAUUUGUUUCCUGUGAUAGCAUCUCGAGGAAAUUUUCACUGAUAAGGCGUGUCAGCAAACUCUAAGAGACUUAAAAGACUUUGAGCAAAGAAUUAGGGUAGAUUGUGAUGGGAUUAACCCAGAAAUUUUACAACUAGUAACAAGUAGGGGUCUACUUCAUCGAGCAGAAUGUUGUUUAGAGGCAGAAAGUCGUCAAUUUCAACAUUUAAUUUAAAGUUAUUGUUUUUGUAUCGUUUUAUUUUGCUUUAAACUUUGAUUUUAUUAAAAUAUUUAGUUGCUUUUAA